UUUAGGAUUCAUGCCCGGAAUUUCAUUGAGCCUACCAUAAUACACAAGUGGAACCAAGAUCAACUGAAUCUUAUAAGACAGCUGCAAGAGGGAGGAAAUGUUGCUGUGGCUGGAGAUAUGCGUGCUGACACGCCAGGACACUCAGCAAAAUUUGGCAGCUACACCAUUAUGCACAUGGAAACCAACAAAAUUCUGGAUCUUCAACUAGUUCAGAGCAACGAGGUUGGUGGAAGUUAUCAUAUGGAAAAGGAGGGAUUGAAGCGUUGUCUCGAUAAGCUCGAGUCUAAUGGUUUAGCUGUUGACUACAUCGUUACCGAUCGCCAUCCGCAGAUUCAGAAGUACCUGAGGGACCGCAAUAUCACUCAGUUCUAUGACGUGUGGCACUUUGAGAAAGGUUUAUCUAAGAAACUUGACAAACUUUCAAAAAUGAAGGACUGUGAGGUGCUGAAAAAAUGGUUGCACAGCAUCAAAAACCAUGUUUACUGGAGUGCGAUUUCCUCUGAGUCUGGGCCAGAAAAGGUGGCGAAGUGGAAUUCACUGCAGAACCACAUCCAAAAUGUACAUGUUCAUGAGAACCACCUCUUCCCUAAGUGUGAACACCCAGACAAAGUUUCCAGGGAUCCAAAAAAAUGGAUCCAACCAGGAUCAAUAGCGCUCCAUAAAGUGGAAAAGCUAUUAUACAACAAGAGAGUUCUCAAGGAUAUAGAAAAGCUCAGCCACAACUUUCAGACGUCAUCACUGGAGGCUUUCCACAGUCUGAUUUUGCGUUUUGCCCCAAAGAACGUGAUUUUCCCUUUCAUAGGAAUGUUGUGCAGGCUGUAUCUUGCAGCAAUGCACUAUAAUGAAAAUGCUAACCGUGAGCAGGCAACAACAACUGAAGGACAGGCUGUGUAUAAGAUCGUUUUUCCAAAGUCCAAAAAAGGGGAAUGCACAGCAAAGCCAGUUAUAAUAGAACCAACAUACAACUAUGUCGAUGACCUUAUGAGCCUUCUGUUACAUAAAGUCUUUGUGGACCCCAAGCCAUAUGCGGAAGAGCUGCAUGCAAUCCCCAUUCCACCUCCUCUGUCAUCACAGUAUGAAAAACCUUCCAAAGAAGAGGUGAUUGCCCAGCGUGUGUCACGAUUCAGUCGAGGGGUGGCCGGAACCCAACAUACUGUCCCGCUGGAUCAGGAAACUGUAGACGGAUCCGGUUAA
Carassius carassius (crucian carp) is the source of this 1194-nucleotide messenger RNA. RefSeq lists its product as uncharacterized. The transcript has 7 exons. The record is from RefSeq and is a predicted model, not a curated record. Bases 118 to 1194 code for a protein of 358 amino acids. NCBI's taxonomy places the organism in Eukaryota, Metazoa, Chordata, Actinopteri, Cypriniformes, Cyprinidae.